AUGCAGUGGAAGACACCAAUUUGUCUCAGGCACUUUGAGUUUGAACAUAUCACAUAUAGAGAGCCUGGCAACUGGAAUCCUAAGCGGCAGCCCCAUAGAACAGGAGGAAAUUCACCACCCAUUCUGCGAUUGUUCACCCAGGCCCAUCAGGCGCCCACCGAACUGGAGGUGUGGUUGACCGCAAUUGUCUACAUUCCAUGGAUCUUCUUUUGCUGGAGGGAUACGGAGCAAUUGGAGAAUCACUAUGCCGUCACUUUCUAUGCGUCUUGUGGCUGGGCAUUUAUGUCCCUGUCAUCAUUGUUUUCGGUGCUGUACCAAGAAAAGUAUCCUGACUUUGCACUGGGCAUCUUGCUGUUUGGUAACUGUGUCUUUGCCCUGGCGUGUCUCUACUUCUACGGCUAUCACUGGACCCGGAUGUGGCGGCACUUCACGCAAAAUCGCUUUCGACCACUCUGGAUCCCUGGCUUGCUGGGAUUGAUGUGCCUCCAUCUGCUGACGCCCUUGGAUCUGAUGAAGCGCUUGGAUGAUCCGGGCUGGUGGAAGACAGUUUGCUCAGUGUACAAUGAUGAGUGGUGGUGGGUUGCUGACGUACGCAUCAUUGAAUUGUUUGUGACUGCGGCCGCUCUGCUUUUGAUCAUUUUACACAUUCAGGGCGUCUUCACUGGCAUGAAGAAUGCUGCUGUGGUGGCUCUGGCCCCGGUGAGAGUGACAAGCGGUCGCAUCGUUUUGGCUCCCCACGCGCCACAGCGGAUCCUGGAUCUCUAUCGCAGCCUGGAGAGCCCCCGGCGCCUGGGCAACACGCCACGGCGCCGCACCGCGCACAGCGCGCAGAAGAGACGCCCCAGCUCGGCGCCGGCGGCGCGGGCGCAGCGCAGUGCUCGUCACGAAGAUCACAACGGCAGCAGUUGGAGCAUUGGUACGCUCUUCUGCAAGGAACGCGUGGGCGUGGGGCAUCUUCCCCGUCCCUCCGCCUGCACCUUCCGGCGCCCGCAGAGUGCAGGCGCCACCGGGUCCAUGACCGCGCCGCCGCAUCAGCGACCGGUUUUCCUGGUGGGUGAAAACGGCGUCGACCCCAAAGAUUGUGUCGACAUCCACAACCCACGUCGUUUCUCGAGCUUGGAGCGGACCUUUGCAAUGCGUGGCGUACGACAUUUGGAUCCUUUGGUGCCAGUGGCGCCGGGAACACUGCCAAGGCCGGACUCGAUGGGCUACAGCAGCAGUUCCAGUACGAGGACCAUCUCUGACUUCGCACCGAUCCCAGCUUUUCGACCCGUGAGCUGA
Molecule: messenger RNA, 1281 nt
Organism: Cladocopium goreaui
Lineage: Eukaryota; Dinophyceae; Suessiales; Symbiodiniaceae
Source: the annotation of a GenBank genome assembly